AUGAAGAUGGAAUUUACAAUUAAACACACCUGGGAUGAUUUACCUGUGAGCCAUGAGCCAGUAACAAUUGCGUUGAAGUCGGACAAUGCAGGACUGUUAAUGGAAGUUAAUGCUCCCUUCUUUAAUGAUCCUCCAGCACCACUUGGAGAGCCAGGGAAACCUUUUAGUAGUCUGUGGGACUAUGAGGUUGUAGAAGCAUUUUUUCUGAGUGACAGAACUGAACAGUAUUUAGAAGUUGAACUUUGUCCCCAUGGACAACACUUGUUGCUGCUGCUUUCUGGCAGAAGAAGAGCAUGGAAAGAAGAACUUCCUUUACAGUUUGAAGUGACCAAAAUGAAAACCAAAUGGGAGGGUAAAGCUCGUCUUCCUUGGAAUUAUUUUCCACCAUGCACUAACAAGUUCAACGCAUUUGCAAUUCAUGGCUCAGGAGAAGAAAGAAAAUAUGAAGCGCUUCAUCCCGUGCCUCGACACGAACUCCAGGAAGGACAGAAACCAGAUUUUCAUCGCCUGGAAUUUUUCAGAGAUUUGAACCUGAAAGCACUAAUGGGAGAAGACUGGAAGCAGCCUGAGUCAGAUAUAUGGAAGUCUCUCACUAAUUACAUGGAUUGA
Molecule: messenger RNA, 609 nt
Organism: Opisthocomus hoazin
Lineage: Eukaryota; Metazoa; Chordata; Aves; Opisthocomiformes; Opisthocomidae
Source: RefSeq, a predicted model, not a curated record